UCCAUAAUGUACACACGUUUUACUUAACAUUUUAAAUGUCAGCUGUAUAGUGCCAAAAUCAAAAACAUUUAAAUUCCUAGCUCCGGUUUUUGAAGGAAGUACACAAUAACUUGUAACCUGUUAUAUAAAAGAUACCUAAUUUAUAUAAAAUUGCGAUUGCAGUCUGUAUGCACUUUCCAAAAUCAAUAUCGCAUUGAAAUCAAUAAAGGUGUCAAGGUGCUCGGUUAUUUAAGAUGUACGUCAAUUUAUGGAAAACACAGAUCCAGUAUUACAAUAAACGUUAUAAAGUGAUAUGAAAUGAAUUAUACUACCUCAAUGAUGGAGAAUCUUCCUGAUGAAUUGAUCAUGAUGAUAUUUAGUUAUAUUAGCGCCCUUGAACUGAGCUUGGUGAUGUCCAGAGUAUGCAAAAAAUGGAAUAGUAUCAUUAAUUCUCGUAUUAUCAGAAUCAAACGCGCAGAGCAUUAUAAAAAACUACAUAAGGGCUUACAAGUGAUCCUCGUUACAGACGCGGAAUCUUCGAUUCAAAAGUCUGAAAUACUGAUAUCUUACGCUAUUCGCUUAACGCCGCGCUUACGCGAGCUCACAAUAAACAGUGACUUUCCACUUGAUAAAAAUAGUUUCAAAUCCCUUUCAUUGUUGGUACAUUUGCGUCACCUGGAUGUCUUCGCAAAGAAGCAAUUUUUGAACAGGGACACCCACAUUAACCAAGGCAUAAAUUCACUGAUCAUCAAUGAGACAAUAAGCAGUACCUUUCUGACAAAUUUAAGACGAAACGACAUAUCUUCAUUUCACAUGUACGGUAGAGCAGAUCACUUCAUUCCCAGGGAAAUGGACUGUUUCCUCAACAUACAUGCUGCUCAGCUGCGGGAUCUUACAUUAAGAUGUUCAGAAAUGACAGAUGCAAGGUUCCGGGUGUUGACACGCUGUGUGAACCUGUUGUCGCUGCAGCUCUACAUGUGCCCACUGCUGACUAAGCAUGGUAUCAUGCCGAUUGUAAACCUGCCAGCACUGCAACGGCUGCAUCUCACUGGCACCGUUUUGCUCCGGAGCCGAGGCCUGCAGGAGCUCAUCAAGCGCCUGCCGCCGCUCGUGCUGGACCUGAACCUGAGCGGCUCGCACUUCGACGGCUCGCACUGCGGCGCGCUGGCGCUGCGCCUGCCCCGCCUGCGCGCGCUGGAGCUGUGGCGCUGCCGCCUGGAGCGCGCCGCGCUGUUCAAGCUGGCGCGCCGCCUGCCCGAGCUGGCGCGCCUCGACACCGACGUCGAGCUCAAGCUCGCGCAGAUCAAGGAGCUGGAGCGCCACCCCGCGCUCACUCGCCUGCGCUGCCGCUGGAAGGGAAUUGUUAGAACAACUCUGAACUUAACCUCCUCCUUGCAAGUGUACUCUGGUAGCUUCCUCCGCAACUCGUCCGAAGGUCCCUCGGCGGAGCUGUUCUAUUUCUGGACGAGGGACACUCCCCUCCCAGAGCAGUCCGAGUCAUCGCUUCCGACUCUCCUGCUGGAAUUUCCCUGUCUGGGCUUCAAGAACAUAGCCUGUGAACAAAAUGAUUACAUGACGCCUGUGGACUCAGACUAAAUUAUCGAACUAAACACGGCAUUAAGAAAUGUAAUCAGUGAAUUUGAGACUGAACUAUUUCUAUUUGUGAGUUUAUCGUAACAAAAUGGCCUAGAGUUUUAUUUUCAUCACAAUCAUGAUUUAGGCUGGAGCAAUGAAUAUCAAAUAUUGAUGUCAAUACUCAUUGUACUCUUUAUGUAUGUAUGUUUGUGAAUGGCCGAGCUCCCCAGGUCCUAGGUCGGGCCGGUAAAAUGUUACUGGAGGUUUUUCUGUUAAGAGCAGCCCGGUGCUAAGACGGGGCACUGAUACUUCGCCUCGUCAGUCGGCCCCGCCAGCAGCUGGGCGGACUGAUUGCGCCAACGUAACAUAGAUGUCGCUCGAUGUGUCGAUAUAUUUAUAUUCAACGUUAUUUAGCAAAAAAAAAAUGUAUAAAUAACAAUUCGAUGUUAUAUUCAAGUUUCAGUGUCUGUAAUAAAUAUUUAAAAGAAAUA
Molecule: messenger RNA, 2045 nt
Organism: Nymphalis io (European peacock)
Lineage: Eukaryota; Metazoa; Arthropoda; Insecta; Lepidoptera; Nymphalidae
Exons: 5
Coding region: 298-1575 (425 amino acids)
Biological process (GO): SCF-dependent proteasomal ubiquitin-dependent protein catabolic process
Cellular component (GO): SCF ubiquitin ligase complex
Molecular function (GO): protein binding
Source: RefSeq, a predicted model, not a curated record